Messenger RNA from Stylonychia lemnae, 1872 nucleotides. The record is from the annotation of a GenBank genome assembly. NCBI's taxonomy places the organism in Eukaryota, Ciliophora, Spirotrichea, Sporadotrichida, Oxytrichidae.
AUGGUCAGCAAUUUAACCUUGAGAUAUAGGUCAUCAAUAAUUUUCACCAUCAUCAUCACUACUACAAUUUCCCUUAAGACUCCAAAAGAAGUGUAGUAAAGAAGAAACCCCCUGAAGCCGGAUUUUUAAUCAGCUCUUGCAUACAAUAAGAAAAAUGUUAAUAAGCACAUCCACAAUCACCAUGAUACAAUAUUAUCUCCGAAUAAUAACAAAUUUCCACUAUCCUAGCCUUUGAGGCGUCAAACUGUCAGUAGUAGUAACAAGUAAAAUACUAUCUUUCAGCAUGUCUCACAUAAUGUGAGUUACGACAAGCAAUCUACUAAAAACUCGAACAAUAUCAUGAGCGAAGAUCAAUAAGAGGAAAUGGAAUAAUCCUUUAGAGUCUAAGCAAUAAAAGUCUAGAAUUAAGAUCUUAAAAACCUGAAAAAAGAAAAUUUGUUUUUCUAAGAGAGAUAUGAUAGAAGCCACAAGCCUAGAAAAUAUAUCCCUGAUUAAGCAAGGACAAUAUGCACUUAUCAAGAUUAGCUGAAAGAUUUUAAAGAUUAUGUUGAGAAAAUGUGCCGAUCUAACUUUAAGAAUAUUGAUUUUAGAAAGUAGCCACAAACAACUAAUAACUCACCUCUUGGAAUAAUUAAAUUAUAGAAUGAAGAAGAGUCAAGAAGGAAUGACAACACUUAUAGGACUAUGAGGUUAGUAGAUAAGAGAGGUAGAUUUUCUGGUUUAUCUAAGCCUGGACACAUCUUAGACGAGAGUAACCUUCGAAAUUAAAAUGCGAGUACCAAUAUUAAUUAAGAAAAGCACAUAAAAUGUGAGGGCUUACAGAUUAAGCUGGACAGUAUUGAAUAAUAGGAUCUAAAUAACUAAGAGAGUCAUAAGCAUCCUAAAAGGUAAAGUCCUUUGGACCUAUAUAAUAACAGCCCAAUUAAAGAACCGAAAUUUAAGUAUCUCAAGGACAGCUAAAAGAGAGAAAGUAGUCCUGCCAAUCUUAAUGAAACUUUGACAUCUAAAAGAAAAUCACUAGGAGAGUUAUAUUAAGAUCUUGAUUAAAUAAAUUUCGGAUAUACUAAAGUGAAGGGAUUCAUGAAUAAUAAUAAUGACAUAUUUAGUGACAAAAGGGAUUACUUCUCAGCUCUAUAGAAUCCAUAGAUGCCCAACUAGCUUAUGUAGAUAAAUAAUCAGAAAUAAGUGAAAACAAGUUAUAGUAUUAAGAGGAAGAGCCAGAAAUUGAAUGACAUUUAAGAAUAAAGCAGUAUGAUAAGCUCUAACAGAUAGACUUAGAAAUCUAUUACUGAUGACAAUAAAACCUUAAAGGAUGAAGAUGGAAUGAAUUUAGUAAAUCUAUUGGAAUGCCAUAAAAUUAAAGCCCCUAAACCAAUAGUGAAGGUAAGUACAAGACCAAGUAGAGCUUUAUCAUCAAUGACUAAUCCUCAAAAUUAAGAUUACUAUCCAAAAGAGAAUGAGAUCUUCUAAAAUCAAUGCAAUGAAUAGCUAAUUAUAGUUGGGAAUAGCAAUGAGCAAGUAAUAAAAAAAAUUCAAUUAAAAAAGCAAUAUGUUCCAAAGAAUAUGAGUAUAGCAGCAAAACUCAUUAGAAAUAGGCAGCAAAGGAGUAUGAACACUUCAUUAGACAGAAAGUUAAAUGACUCUCAGUUCAGUGGCAGUAUAGAUGAGCAAAGACACAGUGUAAAUGCAGCUGGAAAGAGUGGAAACCAUUAAAAACUUAUUAGCAUUGUUUACCCUUUGACUGAUUAUGCAAUGGGAGUAGAGGAUAAAACGAUUCAUUAAACUCUGAUAGGUGAUAAAAAACUACUUUCCAAAAAGAAAACUAGAAGUCCAAUAAAAGAUGCAUCCUAUAUUAGACAAUCCUAAGUAUGA